This is a messenger RNA of Odobenus rosmarus divergens (Pacific walrus), 3940 nucleotides long. RefSeq names its product integrin, alpha 4 (antigen CD49D, alpha 4 subunit of VLA-4 receptor) (gene ITGA4). Gene Ontology annotation, molecular function: integrin binding. The record is from RefSeq and is a predicted model, not a curated record. The transcript has 28 exons. NCBI's taxonomy places the organism in Eukaryota, Metazoa, Chordata, Mammalia, Carnivora, Odobenidae. Gene Ontology annotation, biological process: cell adhesion mediated by integrin; cell-matrix adhesion; cell-cell adhesion. The coding region runs from base 817 to 3918 and encodes 1033 amino acids. Gene Ontology annotation, cellular component: integrin complex; external side of plasma membrane.
AUAACGUCUUUGUCACCGAAGCCUGCCUCAGGAGCUUUCAGGGAGUUCCUUUUGUUUAUUUGGCUUUAAUUUAUGGCCCUUUGGUUAAUUUCUCUAGCGGUUGCUUAUGCCCUCUCGGCGCCCCCCUCCCCCAUCAGAGAUAGAGCUUAACUAUCCACGAGAGAUCCAGAGAGGUCUUCGCCUCCGUCCUGGUGCCCGAGUUUGUGGCUGGCCUUUUUUGGGCCACGCCAGGCAGGCCGCGGAGAUCCCAUGCUCGUCGUGGUGCGCGCGCGGCUCAGCUUGGGGCCACGCCGGUCCGCAGCCAGGCCUCAACCACGGUUCAAAGUUGAAGUCCGUGUCUCUUCCAGCUCCCCUCUUGCGAAGCCUGGGAGCCCAGAGUUAUCCCGCGCUCGGCGGGCUGGGAGGCCCCGGCCCGGACUCGCGUCCGGCGCAGCCGAGGUCCCCCAGCGCCCCCUACAGCCGCGCGUGCGGUGAGACGGCGCAGGGUCCUGUGCCUCCGCACCACGCCCGGGACCCCACCCAGAGGCUCCCCGGGACUGCGCGAGCACCCGCAGCUCCUGGCCGCAGAAGCGGGGUGUGGGCCCGGCGGGCGUGCUGCAUCCCAGAUCAAUCUCGAUUGCUCCGCCCGCCGCGGCCCUACUUCCCCUCCCUUCCCCUGUCCCUCCCUCCUUCUCUCCCUGCCUCCUUCCCUCUCGCCCGCCGGCGCCGGACACGCUGCACUUCUCUUGGGGCGCUUUUCCCCUUGGCCGACCGUCUCAUCCCGCGCAACUUUGGGACCGUGGCCGUUUGGUGUUGAAUGUUCUCCUCCGAGAGCGCAUGGCUGGGGAAGCGAGGUGCGGGCUCAAUCCCCGAGGGGCCGCCGUCUGGGAGGCGGUGCUGCUGCUGCUGUGCCUGGGGGUCCCGACCGGGUGCCCCUACAACGUGGACACCGAGAGCGCGCUGCUCUACCAGGGCCCCCCCAACACCCUGUUCGGCUAUUCGGUGGUGCUGCACAGCCACGGGGCGAACCGAUGGCUCAUAGUGGGGGCGCCCACGGCCAGUUGGCUUGCCAACGCUUCAGUGGUCAAUCCCGGCGCGAUUUACAGAUGCAAGAUCGGAAAGAAUCCAGACCUGAAUUGCGAACAGCUUCAGCUGGGUAGCCCUAAUGGAGAACCUUGUGGAAAGACUUGCCUGGAAGAAAGAGACAAUCAGUGGUUGGGGGUCACGCUUUCCAGACAGCCGGGAGAAAAUGGCUCCAUCGUGACUUGUGGGCAUAGAUGGAAAAAUAUAUUUUAUAUAAAGAAUGAAAAUAAGCUCCCCACGGGUGUUUGCUAUGGAAUGCCCUCUGAUUUACGAACAGAACUGAGUAAAAGAAUAGCUCCAUGCUAUCAAGAUUAUGUGAAAAAAUUUGGAGAAAAUUUUGCAUCAUGUCAAGCUGGAAUAUCUAGUUUUUACACAGAGGAUUUAAUUGUGAUGGGAGCCCCAGGAUCGUCUUAUUGGACUGGCUCUCUUUUUGUCUACAAUAUAACUACAAAUAAAUACAAGGCUUUCUUAGACACAAAUAAUCAAGUAAAAUUUGGAAGUUACUUAGGAUACUCAGUUGGAGCUGGUCAUUUUCGGAGUCCACAUACGACUGAAGUAGUUGGAGGAGCCCCUCAACAUGAACAGAUUGGUAAAGCAUACAUAUUCAGCAUCGAUGCAAAAGAACUAAAUAUCUUAUAUGAAGUGAAAGGAAAAAAGCUUGGUUCUUACUUUGGAGCUUCUGUGUGUGCUGUGGACCUCAAUGCAGAUGGCUUCUCAGACCUACUCGUGGGAGCUCCCAUGCAGAGCAUCAUCAGGGAGGAAGGCAGAGUGUUCGUAUACAUCAACUCUGGCUGGGGAGCAGUAAUGAAUGAAAUGGAAACAGAGCUCAUUGGAAGUGACAAAUAUGCUGCAAGAUUUGGGGAAUCUAUAGUUAAUCUCGGUGACAUUGAUAAUGAUGGCUUUGAAGAUGUCGCGAUUGGAGCUCCACAAGAAGAUGACUUGCGAGGUGCUAUUUAUAUUUACAACGGCCGAGCAGAUGGGAUAUCAUCAGUGUUCUCACAGAGAAUUGAAGGACUUCAAAUCAGCAAAUCAUUAAGCAUGUUUGGACAGUCUAUAUCUGGACAAAUUGAUGCAGAUAAUAAUGGUUAUGUAGAUGUGGCAGUUGGUGCUUUUCGGUCUGAUUCUGCUGUGUUGUUAAGGACAAGACCUGUAGUGAUUGUCGAAGCUUCCUUAAACCAUCCUGAGUCAGUAAAUAGAACAAAUUUUGACUGUGUUGAAAAUGGAUUGCCUUCUGUGUGCAUGGAUCUAACACUCUGUUUCUCAUACAAGGGCAAAGAGGUUCCAGGUUAUAUUGUUUUGUUUUAUAACAUGAGUCUGGAUGUGAACCGGAAGAUAGACUCUCCAUCGAGAUUUUACUUUUCUUCUAAUGGAACGUCGGAUGUGAUCACAGGCAGCAUAAAAGUGUCAAGCAGAGGAGCUAACUGCAGAACACAUCAAGCAUUUCUGCGGAAAGAUGUGCGGGACAUCCUCACCCCAAUUCAGAUUGAAGCUGCUUACCACCUUGGGCAUCAUGUCAUCAGUAAACGAAGUACAGAAGAAUUCCCACCACUUCAGCCAAUUCUCCAGCAGAAGAAAGAAAAAGACGUAAUUGAAAAAACAAUAAACUUCGCAAGAUUUUGUGCCCACGAAAAUUGUUCGGCUGAUUUACAGGUUUCUGCGAGAAUUGGAUUUUUUAAGCCACAUGAAAAUAAGACCUAUCUUGCUGUUGGGAGUAUGAAGACAGUAAUGUUGAAUGUGUCCUUGUUUAAUGCUGGAGAUGAUGCAUAUGAAACAGCUCUGCACAUUAAACUCCCCUCCGGCCUUUACUUCAUUAAGAUUUUAGAUCUGGAAGAGAAACAAAUAAGCUGCGAAGUAACAGACAGCUCUGGCUUAGUCAAACUUGACUGCAGUGUUGGUUAUGUAUAUGUAGAUCACCUAUCAAGGAUAGAUAUCAGCUUUCUCCUGGAUGUGAGCUCACUCAGCAGAGCAGAAGAGGAUCUCAGCAUCACAGUGCAUGCCACCUGUGCAAAUGAAGGGGAAACGGACGACCUGAAGCGUAACAGAGUGACUUUAGCAAUACCUCUCAAGUAUGAAGUCAUGCUAACUGUUCAUGGGUUUGUCAACCCAACUUCAUUUGUGUAUGGACCAAAGGAAGAAAAUGAGCCUGAGACGUGCAUGGCAGAGAAAAUGAACUUCACUUUCCAUGUUAUCAACACUGGCCAUAGCAUGGCUCCAAAUGUUAGUGUGGAAAUAAUGGUACCAAAUUCUUUUGCCCCCCAAACCGAUAAGCUGUUCAACAUUUUGGAUGUCCAGACUACAGCUGGAGAAUGCCAUUUUAAAAAUUAUCAAAGAAAGUGUGCAUUAGAGCAGGAGAAAGGUCCAAUGGAGAUCCUGAAAGACAUUUUCAAAUUCUUGUCCAAGACUGAUAAGAAGCUACUGUUCUGCAUAAAAGAUGAUCCAUAUUGUUUAAAUUUUUUCUGCCAUUUUGGGAAAAUGGAAAGUGGAAAAGAAGCCAGCGUUCACAUUCAGUUGGAAGGCCGGCCCUACCUUUCGGAAAUGGAUGAGACUUCGGCCCUCAAGUUUGAAAUAAGAGCAACAGCUUCUCCAGAGCCUAAUCCAAAAGUUAUUGAACUAAACAAGGAUGAGAAUGUUGCACACGUUUUACUUGAAGGACUACAUCAUCAAAGACCCAAACGUCAUUUCACAAUAGCGAUUAUUUCAAGUAGCUUGCUACUUGGACUUAUUUUACUUUUAUUGAUUUCAUACGUUAUGUGGAAGGCUGGCUUCUUUAAAAGACAGUACAAAUCUGUACUACAAGAAGAAAACAGAAGAGACAGCUGGAGCUACGUUAACAGCAAAAGCAAGGAUGGUGAUUAAAGACUUCUUUCAAAUUGAGAGA